Molecule: messenger RNA, 995 nt
Organism: Carcharodon carcharias (great white shark)
Lineage: Eukaryota; Metazoa; Chordata; Chondrichthyes; Lamniformes; Lamnidae
Exons: 1
Coding region: 11-805 (264 amino acids)
Biological process (GO): negative regulation of translation; oogenesis
Cellular component (GO): perinuclear region of cytoplasm
Molecular function (GO): mRNA binding; zinc ion binding
Source: RefSeq, a predicted model, not a curated record
CGAUUUGGAGAUGGCAAACGGGGCUUUCGACAUUUGGACUGACUAUCUCGGAUUGAGUCAGGUGCUGGAGGGCAUUUUCGAAUCUCGGCACAGGGAAACCCAUUCGAAAAUGGAGCCAAUGGAAAGGCAAUUGAGGAGCGGGCAAGUGGAAAGGCGGGAACUGGAGGGCAGAGCGCCUCAGUUGCAACACAGACCAGCAAAUACGGGGAGUCACAGCUUAACUAUGGAAAUCGGCGCUGGACUUUACUUGACAAUAAACACCAAAGACGUGGAAAAAACGCAUUGCAAAGGUGAAACAGAAAGACACUGCUGGCUUGAUUUCAUGAAUUGCAACAGUGACGCGGAAGGACGGCGUGCUUUGAUUGGUCGGAAACCCAUUGGCAAGGAGACCCUGGCACGGAGGCGCACGGGAGGGGCCCAAAGGCACGAUCUGCUGGGGGGCCUGUUCGAAUCGACAGUCAGUUCUGGAGAUCAGGAGCCUGGGCUUCCAGCCCUCCACCUCUGGGGGGAUAAGAGGGGGGAGGAGACAAAAUGCGACUUGACUGCUGCACAGUUCGUCGGCAAGAUCAGGCAAGACUGCAGCGUUUGCACCUUCUGCAAACAAAACGGAGAGUCGAAGAAAGUCUACUCCUCGCAUGUUCUCAAAGAUGCGAACGGCAAGAUCGUGUGUCCCAUUCUCCGUGGGUACACAUGUCCACUGUGUCAUGCGACUGGUGACAAUGCACAUACCAAGCGCUUCUGUCACCUGCUGCAAAGUAACUAUAGGUCAAUGUACAAGAAGCAUCAAGGGACACGGCAUUUAUAAGUAACCUGGAUAAACAAUUAAAGAAAGAGUCUGAUGUAUCCUACACGCUGUAAGGUUUGUUUCUGAAUGCUUGUAAUAUUCGGUGAAGGGCUGUUUUGGACGUGUUCUGAUCUCAGUGUCAGCUGUCAGGACAAGUCAGUUUAUUGAACAAUGGGAAGUCACUAUCUUUAACCAUCACAUUGUUUAAAUA